Messenger RNA from Trichomycterus rosablanca, 2253 nucleotides. RefSeq names its product polynucleotide kinase 3'-phosphatase (gene pnkp). NCBI's taxonomy places the organism in Eukaryota, Metazoa, Chordata, Actinopteri, Siluriformes, Trichomycteridae. The record is from RefSeq and is a predicted model, not a curated record. Gene Ontology annotation, molecular function: polynucleotide 3'-phosphatase activity; double-stranded DNA binding; ATP-dependent polydeoxyribonucleotide 5'-hydroxyl-kinase activity. The transcript has 17 exons. Gene Ontology annotation, biological process: DNA repair. Gene Ontology annotation, cellular component: nucleus. The coding region runs from base 280 to 2034 and encodes 584 amino acids.
UUUACUGGGUAGUUUUGAAAUCUAUCUGUCGCUUUUAUUGUAGCUAUUAAUAUUUUAUUUAAAAUAAAACAACUUAAAAUAAUGUAUAUUAACUGAAAGCGAAGUUGAACGCAGUUAGCUCAUUCACGUUAGCUAGAUCCAUCAGAACCGGUGUGUGUGUAUUUGUGUUUUGUGUAUAAGUGUGUGUGGUUGUGUGUGAGUGUUUGUUUGUGUGUGUGUGUGUGUGUGUGAGUGUGAGUGUGAGUGUGAGUGUGAGUGUGAGUGUGUGUGUAUUCGGACAUGCAGUGUGUACUAGUGAGUGCUUCAGGAACCCGGACUGAACUGUCUGAUGGUAGAGCUCUGAUCUUUGGUCGAGGUCCUGAAUCUGGAGUAAAGGAUAAAAAGUGUUCAAGACAUCAAGUAAAGCUUGUGGCUGACUACGCCAACCAGGAGAUUCAUGUGACGCAGCUCGGUCCAAACCCUUCAUCCUUGGACGGGCAAACUCUGAGCCGUGGUGAGUCUGGACGCUUGAGCGCAAACGGCACCCUCUACCUUGUCAAUCAGAGUUACCCGUUCACUGUUGAGUUUUCCGGUCCACCGAAAGAAGCCUCUUUAGCUUCGUCUUCCCAGCAAAAACCAGGGACCAGAACAGCGCAUGAUAAGAAGGUUGCACCCAAGAGGAGCAUCCAGGAUUUCUUUGCUUCUUCGCCUAAAAAGACAACGAAAAGGUCGCUCAGCCCUGAAGAUCCUGCGUCUAGUUCUAAACGUGUGCGCUCUGAGAAAUCCGAUGAGGAGGAUGAAGAGAACUUGGCGCAGGAGAAUCUCAAGCAGCUGCAGAUGUUUGCCCAGAAAGCGAGUAGCCAGCCAUCACCGCCAAGGAGUACCACCACUGCAGCAAGUGUCUGCUCACAGAGUCACUGGCAGCAAAUUGGCAACCUUAUGCUGUAUACUGCAGCAGGAGUCGCCAGCAGCACCAAGAUAGCUGGAUUUGAUAUUGAUGGCUGCAUUAUUACUACAAAGUCCGGAAAAGUGUUUGCUACUGGGCCAGAUGACUGGAAGAUCAUUUUCCCUGAGGUACAGCCCAAACUGGCCGGCUUGUUGAAGAAAGGAUUCAAGGUGGUGUUUUUUACCAAUCAGAUGGGUAUUGCUCGAGGCAAGCUCAGGCCGGAGGCGUUCAAAUCGAAAGCUGAAGACAUCCUUCAGACGUUAAAUCUUCCUAUUCAGGUAUUUGUUGCAGCAGGUCCAGGUAUUUACAGAAAGCCUGUCACAGGAAUGUGGGAUUACCUGUGUGAGAAGGCAAAUGAUGGCAUAGCUGUAGACAAAUCAGAGAGUAUCUACGUUGGAGAUGCUGCAGGCCGUCCUGCGAACUGGGCUCCUGGGAAAAAGAAGAAGGACUUUUCCUGUAGUGACAGGCUGUUUGCACUAAACAUUGGAUUGCAGUUUUACACUCCUGAGGAAUUCUUCCUGGGUUGGAAGGCUGCUCCUUACAACAUGCCAUCCUUAGAUCCGAGGACUUUGAACUCGAAGGACCAUCUUUAUGACCCCCCUAAUGCCUCACUUACUUCUACCAGCCAGGAAGUUAUUGUUGCUGUUGGAUUUCCUGGAUCUGGCAAGUCCACCUUCUUUAAUACCCACAUCAUUCCAAAGGGCUAUGUGUAUGUCAACAGGGACACAAUGGGUUCCUGGCAGCAGUGCGUGGCGGCUUGUGAGCGUGCUCUGAAAGAAGGCCGGAGCAUAGCUGUGGACAACACCAACCCUGAUGUAGAGUCUCGAAAACGAUAUGUGGACGUCAGUAGGAACGCUGGAGUUCCCUGUAGAUGCUUUAACUUUACUGCUUCCUUUGAACUGGCCAAACAUAAUAACACGUUUCGUGAGAUCGCUCCCUCAACCACCAAGCAUGUUCAUGUCAACGACAUGGUCUUCCACAGCUACAAAAAGAAGUUUGUGGCUCCGAGUCUGUCUGAGGGCUUCUCCGAAAUCCUGCAGAUCCACUUUGUUCCCAGUUUUACUGACAGUCAGUCGGAGGCUCUGUUUAGACAGUUCUUAGGGAGCUAAAGUUACAACAGCGGCUGCGGUCUUGACGAAUCCUUGGCGUCCUUUAUGGACAUUGAGCUGCCAUGCUGGUCUGUUGUUGCCAAGCAUGUGAGAAUGUUUUUAGUAAUUCAAGUAAUGUUAUCUAUGGGGGUUCUGCAGUUUGGGGGCAGAACCAGAAAUGCCCCAAUAGAGUUGGGAUGUUUACUCUUGUUUUUGGCAAUAAAAAUGGUUUCACCAGUA